AUGACAUCGAGAAAUAAAAAGACGACACGACGACAGCGCGAGGAUCGCCCACGCUCCCUCAUCGAUGACGGUGUCGACGCUGUAUGCAGAAAAGAGGAAGUUGCAGGGACCACGCAUCGCAGUCAGGUCAUAGGAGACUUGACUUCUCCAGCCCCCCUCCGUUCAGCCACACAGGCCCAGGGUCAAGGUAGGUGCGAUGUUAGUGAUUUCCGUGUGACUUCUCCACUUGACGUGAAUUCCGCGCCGGUGAUACAGUCAUUCAGCCCGGCACCAGCUCUCGGUGCAAGAAAGGGAGCCUUCCUCGACUGUCCUGCCGUCUCCUCCAACCAAGAGUCUCAACAAGUACUUGGUCGUGUCGCCGAUCCGAGGAUCGACAACCUGGAUUCGAAUCAGAAUCCCCAGGUCGGCCUCCCAGGCGAGGAUGCCGACGCGGUGCGACGUGCCGCGAUCGCAAGCACGCGUUCUACACGCGAUGCGAUCGUGGGCGCGCACCCCCAAGCGACCGACAGUGUUGGUCAGAGAUACCAAAACAUCACCGUGGAGCUAAAGUGCGAUGAAGCACAUACACGGUUCGACAGGAAGUGUAUAGUACGCGGGGAUGUCGUGGUGGUAUCGAAAUUAAACGAUAAUAUAGGAGGUAGACGUCAUGGCGCCCAACGUGGGGCCUUCCAUGAAGGUAGUAAUGGAAGACCUGCUUAUUCAAACAAUAAUAGUGUUAUAACCAGAGUAAAUCGGCUGAAUGCUGUACACCCCGUGAAUGUGAAUCAUAACAAUAUUUUACAUGACAAUGACUCGAUUUAUAUUGAUGAUAUGAUUGGAAUUGAUAUUUGUAAUGGUAAUGUUUGUGAUUUAGGGGGUUCAGUGUAUGGUGGGGGUGAUAAUAAUUUAUUAAGGGACCGAUAUUCUGCGCAAGGUGACCGCCUGAGCAUCCAUAGUGGACACAGCAGUGUCGCACAGAGUUUGCAGGAUCAGGUAGGGGACUUGCAAAGUCUAACGGCGGGGAUAGCUCGACUUUUAAUCAAUCAAAACGCGACUCAGUCCCCUCCCCCGAGGUUACCGCGAUUUAGUGGACGUGAUUGGCAAGAUCCAGAGGUUUUCUUCGGAAAACUGGAUCGUUAUUUCCGUCGAUAUGAUAUUCCCAGCGAGGAAUGGGCGGAAAUAGCGUUAGAACAACUGGAAGGCAAAGCGGAAAAAUUGUUUGCUCAUUGGAAACACUUGAACAUUCGGUACGACGAUGUCCGUGCGCGAAUUUUAAAAGAAUUCGACUCACCGGAAAAGCAUUGUGCCUUGAGGGCCAAAUUGUUUGGUGAAACGCAAAAAUCCGAGCCAACUGAGAUUUUUAUUGCUGCCAAAGAGGGAUUGUUCGAACGAAUUGCUCCGACCACGUCUCCACGUGAACGCGUCGUACAAGUGACAGCACUUUUACGACCGGAGCUAAGGAUGAUGCUGCGAGCUGUGCCAGUGAGCACAUUGGCCGAGCUGUCCAACGUGGCGAGUGAAAUCGAGGGUGAUUACGCAAAUUUGCAAGCUGGUGCAUUGGGAGGAAAGGCGGCCCAGUCCUCUUUUGUGAAAAAAGAGGUCGGCCAGUCACGAAAUUCUGACCAACCACCUAGACAGCCAAAGUGUUGGACUUGCGAAGGAGCCCAUCACCAGAGUCAAUGUCCGCUGAGGCAACCCAAAGGGACGAAUUUCCAACGUCCAAGUCCUAACACCCACCAGAAACAGUCGGAUAAUAAAACGAUUCCUAGGCAGAACCCUCCGGAGAGAGUGGCUGCCCAAAUGGAAAGGAAAACCAAAGAUAGGAAAAGUCCUAUGUCUGAAGGACGGUCAAAGCAGACUGAACCACCUCGUAAGGAGGGGCGUCCGAAGCAAAAUAGUUCCAAACCGCAGAACCCUUCAGCGAAAGCGGCUGCAAAAAUGGAAAAUAGGGGUAAAGGUUCAAGAAAUCCUCCAUCUACAGGGUGGUCCAAUAGGACAGACUCCCGACAGAAGGAAGGACAACCGAUCCAACAGCAGGUGGUGGUCGAUGUCCACUCCCCUAGUCAAGGGCCUGCAAAGGUUGGAAAACCCUACAGGAAAAAGGGCAAAGGUCGCGAACGGUCGGACCUUGAUGCAAUCGAAAUUGCAGAGUCUUUAAAUUUUUGA
Messenger RNA from Acanthoscelides obtectus, 2145 nucleotides. The record is from the annotation of a GenBank genome assembly. NCBI's taxonomy places the organism in Eukaryota, Metazoa, Arthropoda, Insecta, Coleoptera, Chrysomelidae.